UCCAGCCACCGCGCGGGGAGCGCCCGGAGGAGGGGGCCGGCAGGCGGAUAGCGGCUGCGGGGCGGCCGGGGAGCAUGCCCGUGCAGCCCCGUUGAAUGGCGCCUUCCCUGAGACCCCUCGCCCGGCCACGGCCGCCAGGGAUGCUGCUCGGCGCGCUCCUGCUCCUGCUGCUCCUCGGCUCCGUUCCAGGAGUAUGGUGCUUUAGCGAACUGUUUUUUAUAAAAGAACCACAGGAUAUUACUGUCUCAAGAAAGGAAGCAGUCGUUUUAGAUUGCCAGGCUCAUGGAGAAGUUCCUGUUAAGGUCACUUGGUUGAAAAAUGGAGCAAAAGUGUCUGAAAAUAAGCGGAUCCAGGUUCUGUCCAAUGGCUCUUUGUACAUCAGUGAGGUGGAAGGCAAGCGAGGAGAGCAGUCUGAUGAAGGAUUUUAUCAGUGCUUGGCCAUGAACAAAUAUGGAGCCAUUCUUAGUCAGAAAGCUCAUCUUACCUUAUCAACUAUUUCUGCAUUUGAAGUUCAGCCCAUUUCUGUCGAGGUCCAGGAAGGUGGAGUUGCUAGAUUUGCAUGCAAGAUUUCAUCAAACCCUCCUCCAGUCAUAACAUGGGAGCUAAAUCGGACAGCUCUGCCUAUAACCAUGGACAGGGUAACUGCCCUACCAACAGGAGUAUUGCAGAUCUAUGAUGUUCACCAAAGGGAUGUGGGAAAUUAUCGUUGUGUUGCUGCUACUGUAGCCCACAGACGUAAAAGUAUGGAGGCUUCUCUCACAGUGAUUCCAGGUAAGGAGUCUAAAUCCUUCCACAUACCAACCAUUAUAGCAGGUCCACAGAACAUAACUACGUCCCUUCAUCAGACUGUUGUUUUAGAAUGCGUGGCCACUGGAAAUCCCAAACCAAUCAUUUCUUGGAGCCGUCUUGAUCACAAGUCCAUUGAUGUCUUUAAUACCCGGGUACUUGGAAAUGGUAAUCUCAUGAUAUCUGACAUCAGGCUACAGCAUGCUGGAGUAUAUGUUUGUCGGGCCACGACCCCCGGGACACGCAACUUUACAGUUGCCAUGGCAACUUUAACUGUCUUAGCUCCUCCUUCAUUUGUCGAAUGGCCGGAAAGUUUGACGCGGCCUCGAGCUGGCACUGCUCGAUUUGUAUGUCAGGCAGAAGGAAUCCCCUCACCGAAAAUGUCGUGGUUGAAAAACGGAAGGAAGAUACAUUCAAACGGGAGAAUUAAAAUGUACAACAGUAAAUUGGUAAUUAAUCAGAUCAUCCCUGAAGAUGAUGCUAUUUAUCAGUGCAUGGCUGAGAACAGCCAAGGUUCUGUUUUAUCUAGAGCCAGACUGACUGUAGUAAUGUCAGAAGACAGGCCCAGUGCUCCCUAUAAUGUGCAUGCUGAAACCAUGUCAAGUUCAGCCAUCCUUUUAGCUUGGGACAGGCCACUUUAUAAUUCAGACAAAGUCAUCGCUUAUUCUGUGCACUACAUGAAAGCAGAAGGUUUAAAUAAUGAAGAGUAUCAAGUAGUCAUUGGAAAUGACACAACUCAUUAUAUUAUUGAUGAUUUAGAACCUGCCAGCAAUUAUACUUUCUACAUUGUGGCAUAUAUGCCAAUGGGAGCCAGCCAGAUGUCUGACCAUGUGACACAGAACACUUUAGAGGAUGUUCCCCUGAGACCUCCUGAAAUUAGUUUGACCAGUCGAAGCCCCACCGACAUUCUCAUCUCCUGGCUGCCCAUCCCAGCCAGGUACCGGCGGGGCCAGGUGGUACUCUACCGUCUGUCCUUCCGCCUGAGUACCGAGAAUUCCAUCCAAGUCCUGGAGCUCCCGGGGACCACACAUGAGCACCUCUUGGAGGGCCUGAAACCGGAUAGUGUUUACCUGGUGCGGAUUACAGCUGCCACCAGAGUGGGGCUGGGAGAGGCUUCAGUAUGGACCUCCCACAGGACACCCAAAGCUACAAGCCUAAGAGCCCCUAGGUCUCCAGAGUUACAUUUGGAGCCUCUGAACUGUACCACCAUUUCUGUGAAGUGGCAGCAAGAUGCUGAGGACACAGCAACCAUUCAGGGCUAUAAGCUGUACUAUAAAGAAGAAGGGCAGCAGGAGAACGGACCCAUUUUCUUAGAUACCACUGACCUUCUCUACACUCUCAGUGGCUUAGACCCCAGAAGAAAAUACCACGUGAGGCUGCUGGCUUACAACAACUUCGAAGAUGGCUAUCAGGCAGAUCAGACAGUCAGUACUCCCGGAUGUGUGUCUGUUCGUGAUCGCAUGGUUCCUCCUCCACCACCACCCCACCAUCUCUAUGCGAAGGCUAACACUUCAUCUUCCAUCUUCCUGCACUGGAGGAGGCCUGCGUUCACCACUGCACAAAUCAUUAACUACACCAUCCGCUGUAACCCUGUUGGCCUACAGAAUGCCUCUUUGGUUCUCUACCUUCAAACGUCAGAAACUCACAUGUUGGUUCAAGGUCUAGAACCAAACACCAAAUAUGAAUUCGCUGUUCGAUUGCAUGUGGAUCAGCUUUCCAGUCCCUGGAGCCCUGUUGUCUACCACUCUACACUUCCAGAAGCCCCAGCAGGCCCACCAGUUGGAGUAAAAGUGACAUUGAUAGAAGAUGACACUGCUUUGGUUUCUUGGAAACCUCCUGAUGGCCCAGAGACGGUUGUGACACGUUACACUAUCUUGUAUGCAUCCAGGAAGGCCUGGAUUGCAGGAGAGUGGCAGGUCCUACACCGAGAAGGGGCGAUAACCAUGGCUUUACUAGAAAACCUGGUGGCAGGAAAUAUAUACAUUGUGAAGAUAUCUGCAUCCAAUGAGGUGGGAGAAGGACCCUUUUCAAAUUCUGUGGAGCUGGCAGUACUUCCAAAGGAAAGCCCUGAAUCAAAUCAGAGGCCCAAGCGUUUAGAUUCUGCUGAUGCCAAAGUUUAUUCAGGUUAUUACCAUCUGGACCAAAAAUCAAUGACUGGCAUUGCUGUAGGUGUUGGCAUAGCAUUGACCUGCAUCCUCAUCUGUGUCCUCAUCUUGAUAUACCGAAGUAAAGCCAGGAAAUCAUCUGCCUCCAAGACGGCACAGAAUGGAUCACAACAGUUACCUCGUACCAGUGCCUCCCUGGCCAGUGGGCAUGAGGUAGGAAAGAACCUGGAAAGAGCUGUAGAAAAUGAAGAGUCCUUAAUGCCAAUGAUCAUGCCAAACAGCUUCAUUGAUGCCAAGGGAGGAACUGACCUGAUAAUUAAUAGCUAUGGUCCUAUCAUUAAAAACAACCCUAAGAAAAAAUGGCUUUUUUUCCAAGAUCCUAAGAAGAUAAAAGCUGAGCAGCCUCAAAGAAGGUUCACUCAAGUGGUCUGCUUUUACCAGCCAGGGACUACGGUGUUAAUCAGUGAUGAAGACUCCCCCAGCUCCCCCGGUCAAACGGCCAGCUUCCCAAGACCGUUUGGUGUAGCAGCUGAUACUGAGCAUUCAGCAAAUAGCGAAGGCAGCCACGAAACUGGGGAUUCUGGAAGGUUCUCCCACGAGUCAAAUGAUGAAAUACACCUGUCCUCAGUUAUAAGUACCACACCCCUGACCCCCAGUUCCCUCACUGGCAGUGAUUCAGGUGGGGCUCCCUCGAUGAGAAAGUGUGAAGAGCCUGCGGUGUUGGCGGAGGCUGAGGACCCUUCCUCCUCAGUCCUGCAACUGCCAUCUGCCCCAGUCUGCUUUGACAAGAAGGAUUUUCCAAUCUAGACAGCCAUGUCCAGGUAUUCUCACCUUCAAGUCUGUUCGAAGGACAAUGAACAGGGAGCCAGAGCCUUUUGUGAAAAUCUUGAUGUCUUAUUGGGUGUUUUACCUUUUUUGAAUGUGGUUUUUUUUUUUUUUUUUUUUUUAAUCUUUAAGCUCAUGUAUUUUGAAUGUUUCAUUGUCAGCAAUGUGAAAAGACAGUCAAGAUACUUGACUGGACUGUAAAAUAUAUCACUGGAGCAAAGGGAAGACUUUGGAAAGCCCUUUUGCUGACUAUCUACCUCAGUUUGCCAGAUGGCAAACUCAGAAGACAGCUUUGUUACCUCGUUUGUUGUGAUAGUUUAUCUUGGCUACGUAACCAAUGAUACUUCCUAGUAGCAUUUUGUUUUCAUUGCUGUAUGUGUAAUGUGUGUGAUCAAAGGAGUCAUAUAGGUAGAUGAGUAAGAAUGUUUAUCUGAAGCUCUGAUUUUAAAAAAUCAACAACAAUAAGCUAUGACAUCAGCUUGGUUUGGAUAAUUUAAUGCCUCUGGCUGUGAGGGCAGAAACCACUGAGAAGAGAAAAGGGGGGGGGACUAUUGACUUUACUGAAUGACCAAAACAAACAAACAAACAAACAAACAAGCCUCUCUUUUGAGAAUAGAACUGUUCAGUAGCAUACAGGGAAUGCUAUUGCUUCAAGGGCCUUUAUGCCAUGGGCAUUAGAGUCCGAGUACUUUAUCUGCUGUGUCCCCAAACCUCAGCCUGCAUAGAAGCUGUGCCUUUUCUACCUGCCCCUUGCCUGACAGUUGGCCAAAGGCUGCACUGUCUAGUUUGCAAAGCAUCCUCAGCUUUUCCAGAAUUAGUUGCAAAACUCCUUGCAGAAAACAGAUUUUUAAAGAGACUAGGUUAGGAGUUUGUUUGUUUUUUUAAUUCCAACUUGGCUUAGAGGGGUAAAGAAAUUUCAUUAAAUAUUAAGAAUGAAGAUGAAUGCAACAAUAGACAGUCAGAUGACCUUGAAGUUAUCACAGUAACAGUGCCUUCCAAUAUAUAUUGUGAAAUUCUUUGCCUUAUACUUUUUUAGUAUUCAUGAAGUUAUUCAGGACAAGGGUACAAAAAGUUGCCUUAGAAGUUUCAUGGAUUUUAUCAGUAGCUAUUUUGAGGUACAGUAUUUUAUCAAGGCAUUUUGGUUUGUUUUCAUGCAGGUUUUAUUUAGGAAUAACUAUUCACACUUCUACUAAUUUGCUUGUAUUUUUCUCAAUUCUUAAGAGAAUUUGGUACUCUUGAUUUAAUCUUCCUUUGCUUUCAAUGCUGUGAAUGAGGAAUGCUAACUCCAGAAGUGACUUAAUUCUCUUGCUGGUUUGAAAUCAGUAAACUGUUUACUUAGCCACAUAGAAUAGGCCUUUUCUCAGUUAUGAGGCAGUUACCUAUUAGGUGCCCAACAGUGGGAAAGGAUAAAGAAUUAAACACAUGGUAUGGAGAGGGGGCUCCCUUAUCCUUUUAAAAGUAUUGUUUCAAAUAUCUGGAAAUGACUUUGGGUCCUCUUUUUAAAAGAAAUCUUAAUGAGUUUCCCCCUUGAAAGUCCUUGUUUAUAGACAGGCUGGGGGUGGGGGUCAUGUUAAAUGGUGUUCUAAAGCCAAAAAAAUAUUACUGGGUAACAGUCCCACCUCUGUCAUCUUCUGUCCCAGUGUCUGAUGAUACAUUUGGGGGUUGUUCUUUAAUCUGUAGUUUGGUGCCAAAUUGGAUGUGUUCAGAAGCAGACCAACAUUAAGUGUGAGGAUCUACUUCUGAACUAAAUUCAAAGUCCCCCAUUUAGUUAUCUAAGUAUGGGCUUCAUGGCAAGACAAAAAAGCAGAGCUUUAAUGAACAAUCUGAGGCAAGGAAAAAAUGCUGCUCCUGCCUUUAUAGCUCCUGGUUUAUACUACCUCCUUUUAAAGUUAUUCUAGUGUUAUUUUUUUUCCUGUACUCAGGGAACAUUGUGUUACUUUUGAGCUGCCUCAUGGAAGCAUGGGCAAAUUGACAGGGUAUGGCGUUUUUUGGUUUGUUAGUAGAAAUAUGUGGGGCCAACUUUUUAUCAGUGUCUAAAACUAAGGAAUACAAUGAGUUUGUUUUAUUUUUUUUAAACUUUCAUUAAAAGGCAAACAAAAUCUAAAGUUGAAACAUCAUUCAUCAUGUCUAGGACUCUAUAAAUUUGAAUCACAGUAAAAGCCUAAAAUGAUGAUCCGAAGUCCUUGAGGAAAGUAUUUUGUUUGUUUUGUUUUUGAUGAAUAGGCCCAUAGUUACUGUAGAUCUUUAGGCUAUAACUAUUUGCUAAUUAUUUACCAGUACAUUUUUUACUCUUUCCCUUUUUCAUUUUGUUCUUAUACAAGAUUUGUUCACAAUAAUCCUGUUACCAAAGAAUUUUCAGUAGAAAGUGAAAAUUUGACUAUGAGUUCCCCCCAAAUUGAAUUAUCUAGAAACAUCUAUAGGUUAUGAAGCUUAUACAAGUAGUUACUAACCCAGAAUAAUAGGGUUUAUAUUGAUUGUUGUAGUAAUUAGACUAGUAAUUUUAACUACCUUAUUGUUACCACAGCAUUUAAAAUAAGUUUUUUACCAGCAGAUAGUUCCAAAGAAUUUCAAGUGUAAUUUUUUUUCUUCAGCCAGUAAUCUUCAGCUGUACAGUAUUAGAGUAUUUUGAAAUUGCUGAAACUACUCGUUGGAGAGAAAAAAAAUUUUUUUCACCAAAGAUAAAUAUUUUGGUCUCAUUGAAAUAUUUAGUGUACACCAAAGACUACUUUUUACUUGGCCAAAGCUAGCUUCUUUGAAGUCUUAAGUAUGAAAUUGUAACUAAAAUGUGAAGGUUCUCACUCAUCUCUCAUAGUGGUGCUACUUCAUGGGAUUUCACUUGGAAGGGGCUAAUAUGCAGACAGUAACUAUUUUCUUUUCCUAAGACUUACUUGCUCUAAGUACUGAUACAUGCAUGUCGUUUUUAUGCCAAAUAUUACAAGAUACUGCUCAUCAGUAUUUUCAUACCAAAGACCAUUAAAAUAUAUAGAUUAGCCUGUAAGUAAGUAAAGAUGAGCAGAUUUGAAAUAAAUUUAUUUAGAGGCUGAUAGGGAAUCUAGCUUUAGUAGCAAAAGAUAUCAAAAGGCUAAGUUUACAUAAUUAAAAGCAAUACAAUUAUAUUGGUAUUUAUCAGUGUUUCAAUUCAAGUGUUUUUAUCAGCAAAUUUUUUUUUAAAAAACCAAAGAUAUUUAAAGUUACUGCCACAAAUAGGCAGAUUUUUAGUUGUACAUUAAACUGUUAUUUCUUGUGUUUAUGUCAACCAGACUUGUCUCUCCAGAACCCAGUAUACAAAUGGCAUACAUAGGGACUUUCCAUCAAAUCUGCUGAUUCAGCCACAGGAUGUUUUUGCCAAAAGAUGUGAUACUUUCCUAAGCACCUUGAGUGUGAGAUGUCAACAAAAAUAUCAGCAGCCUUUUCCGUUGCCGAGCAUUAUAGCAACCCGUGACUCAGUCUGUGCAGUCUUCCUCCUGCUUAGAGCAUUACCUGGUUAACUCUAAAAGCUUGAGCCAGUCCUUUAAUAGUAGGGAUGUUCUCAUCUCUGGGGAGCAGUGGGAUUUAACAGGGAAACAAGUCAUAUCACUGUUUAAGUGAGCUCUAUUUGAGAGAUGUGCUCUUUAAAGUUGUCCAUCAAUUGAAAUGUUUUAAUUGCAUGAAGAGAAUCUGGUAUUCCAAAUUUUAGUGGAACCUUGGGUGAAACAAAAUUUUUUUUCAUAAAAUCUGGGCUUUUAUGUUUUGAUUAGCCUAAAAGGAAGGACAUAGCUUUAUCCACUAAAUGGCUUUAAAAAAUCAGCUUUGACACACCAGAGAAAUUGGAUCCUCCAUGAAAUACCUUUUAUUUGCCUUCGCUUCAAAUAAGAGCAGUGCCAACAGUGGGAACAAUGACAGGGUUUUGCAUUGAUUUGUCUUGACUUCAUUAAGGACACCUGCCAGAAACUUGCUCAUGUUGAUGACUCAGGACCAUGGUUCAAGUCCAUAUGAAGACACCUUUGGAAACAAUUCAGACUGUCACAAAAAAAUGGACUUGAAAGUUUGGGGUUUUUUUAAACGCUAGAAUAUUGAGAUAGGGUUCUACCUCAGCAGUGGCUGUAAUGAUUCACAUAUAUGUUUGUAUUUCAUUGAAUGUAAAUUUUAAAUACUGAAUGUAAAAAAAAAGUUCCAAUACAUUGAAAGAAUCAUGAUCUAAGACUAAAGAUAUAUUUUGUAGGUUUUGUUCAUGACAGUUUGCCACAUGUGUCUCUGGUAAAAUUGCUUUGGUUUAAUAGUCAUAAUUUCUGUGGGCUCGUGAGCACAGAGUAGAGGGUUCUGGAGAUUGCCAUACACAACCAGUUGUCUAAUUGUGAAUUUUAUUGAUGUCUAGAGAACACAUACAUAGAAUUCUGUGAAGUUGAUUUAUGCUCAGGACAUAAGAACACAGGCUAAUGCAAUGUGUAUGUUUUCAGGCUUUAAUCUUCUUAGGUAGGCUUCCCUUGGUAAGCCUUCGAAGGUGUUUAAGAUUAACAUGACAGUUUUGCAUUUUUACCAGACAGAUACUGUAUUAUUUUCUUGUUGCUGCUAUAAUAAAUCACCACAAAGUUGACCUGAAAACAACCCAAAUCUACUAUCAUACAGUUCUAUAGGUCAGAAGUCUGACACAGGUCUCAAUGGGAUAAAAGCAAGGUUCAUUUCCUUGUCUUUUUUCUGGCUUUUAGAAGGUGUAGACCCCACCCUCUAUCUUCAAAGUCGGCAGCAUAGUAUCUCUCUGACCCCACUUCCAUUAUCAUGUCUCUUUUUCUGACCCCAACCAGAAAAGGUUCUCCAGUGUUAAGAACUCAUAUGAUUAGACUGGGCCUACCUAGACAAUCCAGGAUACCCUCCACAUCUGAAAAUUCUGAACUUAAUCAUAUCUGCAAAAUCCCUCUUGCUGUGCUUGGGUUAAUGUAGUCAGAGUCCAGGGGUUUGGACGUAGACUUCCAUGGGUGCCCAUUAUUUUGCCUAAAACAGAUAUAGUAUUUCUGUAGAAAUUUGAUCCCCAUAAGAUGUCUGUAGCAUUACAGAGAUUGGAAGUGUGAAUCCAUGUGCCUCUUGGGGAUCUUCAAAAUUUCAAAGCUAUGAAAACCUUGGCUUACCAUCUAUCAAAUGUAUAUUAAACUUUCUAAAUCACUUGCAAAAACAAUUCAGCUUUAAACUUUUUGAAUAUGUGCUUUAUAAAUUCAUAUUUCAGUUCUCUGUGUUUAACAGAAUGUUUCCUACAUGUUUGGCUCUAACUUUAUGGAAUUUCAUCAGAAAUUUUUGAAAGCUGUUCUUACUACAAUUGAACUUUCUCUUUUUCUCUGAAGUGAUUGUGUUGUUGGGGGAAAGACCUCAAAUAUAGAGACACAGAGUAGACAAACAGGACCAUGCUCAAGUUUAUUCUUUACUCUUUUUAAAGCAACAUGCACCCUUCUUGACUUUUAAAGCAGGAUUUAUUUCUUAAGCCUCACCAGCUACUGACUGUCUGGUUUUCAGUUUGAUAACCUCUUGAUUUUCCAUGAGCUUCAGCAAGAGCUUCCACUUAACCUUGUCAGCCUGUACAACUCCUAGGAAAUUUUGUCUUUUUUUUUGUCAUUCUGCUUUGAUUUCAGUAGUUCCUUUUCAUAGAAAGCUUUGGAUUCCACACCUCUAGUUCUAAUUCCUGGAUCGUUUCAAGUCAAGCCUUCUUUCAGAUUUGAAGGAUAGUUUAUAAUUCUACCCUAAUUUUCAGCAUUUCUUCAAUGAAUGAGGUAAGUCUGUUUGUAUCAUGAGGUAUAGACCAUGACAAUAUCCUGAGUAAGGUUAAGAGUCUAGUUGUUUUUCACCCACUUCUGACUCUACGCCUUAGGAAGGGGUAAUGCCAUUUAUUGAGCAUAUUCAGUGUGCCAAGCACAUGCCUUACCCCUGCAAACUGCUACCUCCUGCAAAGUAUUAUCCCCAUUUUAGAUGAAACAGGUUUAAAAUGUCUCACUAUCCACAGAUCAUAGUUAUUAGUAAGUGGCUUAGCCAAGAUAGAAACAUAGGUUGGUCCAACUCCAGUGUUGGUAGGAUUUCUACUGUGGUACAUUUUCUUAGUUAAUACAUGAUAUUCAGUUACAUGGGCUCAUAGUGCUUCCACUGUGUCAGCACAGCCUGUCCACAGUCACACCCAGCCAACAGAGAGAAGUCUGUCUUAGUUACAUCCACUUACUAUUGAAGGAAUUUAGGAGGCUGGGCUAUAUGUCACUCUUCGUCAUCUAACCUCCUUCUUUCCUCCUUUAAAACCUUUCAUUUCUCUUAGCCAGUAUCAUGUAUGAAAGCUGAUGCUUCUGCAUAGAGUUGCAUCAAAUAAGGUGGGCAUGGUUUCUGGAGCCCUUAGUCAGGCAUUUCCUUGUUAGACUAGGUGUUCAGAAUUGGAUUUUAUCUUUUGUAGUUUUUCUGUAGUCACUAUCAAAUGGAAAUUUAUUAAGUAGAAAAAGCCAGGUGUGUAACCAGUCAUCAUUUCUUACUAGGUCUGAAGAACAUAGUUUUUAUUUGAAUUCAACCUAAUUAAUUUAGGAGGGAGCAAAGUUUAGGGAGAAUCAUAUAGGAGAACAAGUAUAAAGGUAGUCUUUAGCACACUUAAAUUCUAGUCCUUGUCCAUUUUGAGAACUGUGUGGUAGGAAGGUUCUUAACCUAUUUUUGUUCCUUUUCUAUCCAUGAAAUAAGGAUAAUUUGUUGUGCAGAAUGAUGCAGUAGUACUUUGAAAACUUAGAAGUGUAAAUACUUAUGAUCUGAAAGUCAUUUCUCUAAGGCUGUGAAACAUACCUUAAUAGAUGUGUUUUCUUUACAGGGUCGCCUUGCCAAUUACAUUUUGCCCAUGCUAAAAUGAAAAAUGUUUGCAUUUCCUGUAUGCACACCAAAAAAAAAAAAAA
Molecule: messenger RNA, 10594 nt
Organism: Sus scrofa (pig)
Lineage: Eukaryota; Metazoa; Chordata; Mammalia; Artiodactyla; Suidae
Gene: PRTG
Product: protogenin
Biological process (GO): cell-cell adhesion
Molecular function (GO): protein binding
Source: RefSeq, a predicted model, not a curated record